AGAAGCUGAGGGAAGAGGCAGAGAGGGUCUGUAGGGAAUAGGCUCAAGAUCGCGUCUCUGAAAAAGGGGAACAGAUAGUACAAGAAUGGCUUCGAAACUCUACAGCCUCACGGCCAAACUGUUGACGGGAGAAACGUUUAAUUUCUCCUCCCUGCAGGGCAAAGUUGUCCUCAUUGAGAAUGUCGCGUCUCUCUGAGGUACGACCACCAGGGAUUACACCCAGAUGAACGAGCUCCACGAGCGUUACGCCAGCAAGGGGCUCGUUAUCCUGGGAGUGCCCUGCAACCAGUUCGGCCAUCAGGAGAACUGCAAGAAUGAAGAAAUCCUCAUGUCUCUGAAGUACGUCCGUCCUGGAAAUGGCUUCGAGCCAAAGUUCCAGCUCCUGGAGAAGGUGGAUGUGAAUGGGAAGGAUGCCCAUCCCCUGUUCUUGUUCCUGAGGGAAGCGCUCCCAUUCCCCAGCGACGAGCCAGCCGCCCUCAUCAGUGACCCCAAGUUAAUCAUCUGGAGCCCGGUCUGCAGGAAUGACGUGGCCUGGAACUUCGAGAAGUUCCUCAUAGGGCCAGAUGGCGUGCCCUUCAAGCGUUACAGCAGGAGGUUCCUCACCAGCGACAUCGAGGGAGACAUCAAGAAGCUCCUCAACCAGGCAAACUAAUGACAAGUCUUCCAAAAUGUCCCGUCCAACAACUUCCACUUGCACUAGCUUCUCUGCACUGUGUGACCUUCAGGUCAUGACGGGAAACAUCUUUGUUCUCACUUUUCUUCCCCUCAGUAGAUUUCCAAACCACCUGUGCUCACCUGUACACGAUUGGCUGUGUUCUGCUCUUUUACUAUAUGAAGACAUCCUCUGAAACCGAGCUAGUUGUGAGGGGGGUGUCUGAUGAAAUGUAAAAGGCUGAAUGUUUUCAGUUGCAUUGGGUGCAUGUAAGGCACAGCUGUGGUGUGAUGUAUCAUGAGGACCAAUAAAUGUAUUUUUUCAAACAUU
Messenger RNA from Chelmon rostratus (copperband butterflyfish), 982 nucleotides. It is a transcript of the gene gpx1b, whose product is annotated as glutathione peroxidase 1b. The transcript has 2 exons. The record is from RefSeq and is a predicted model, not a curated record. Gene Ontology annotation, biological process: response to hydrogen peroxide; glutathione metabolic process; hydrogen peroxide catabolic process. Gene Ontology annotation, cellular component: cytosol; mitochondrion. NCBI's taxonomy places the organism in Eukaryota, Metazoa, Chordata, Actinopteri, Chaetodontiformes, Chaetodontidae. Gene Ontology annotation, molecular function: glutathione peroxidase activity.